This is a messenger RNA of Macrosteles quadrilineatus (aster leafhopper), 1515 nucleotides long. RefSeq lists its product as uncharacterized. The transcript is spliced from 7 exons. The record is from RefSeq and is a predicted model, not a curated record. The coding region runs from base 74 to 1327 and encodes 417 amino acids. NCBI's taxonomy places the organism in Eukaryota, Metazoa, Arthropoda, Insecta, Hemiptera, Cicadellidae.
CACAGAUAACACACCUGACCCUGUAUCGGAGCUGAUAACCUAUCAGUGGGUAGCCAGUGAUGUCGCGGGCAAGAUGGCGACUGUAAGUGCGCUCAGACCUGUAGCAUGCGUCGCUGCGCUCAACUCGGCCGCCCAGGGGCUGGUAGGGGUGGUUCUAGGAGUCCUAGGACUAUGUGUGUGUUUCUGCGCGCUCGGUUCUACCCCUCAGUCUUCGGGGAAUGACUUUGGCCAGUACCUCACCUUCUACCUUCAAGGAGGGGAGUGCAGCAAAGUCACCACCGAACUGUACUCGGAUCUCACCAGUCCUACAGCUCUCAGAGUCUGGCUCGCUCUCUCUCUCUUCUUCAGCGCCUCCAUGCUGGCCAGUUCUCUGGCUCUUUUUAUAGCUGUAGCUAGACGAUGGUCAGACGAGAAGCUCCAGAUCACACUGGUGUCUUGGCUUUUCAUCAACACCUUCACGGCCAUCGAUGACGUCAUUCUAGCAUACGUCUUUGGCAACGACUACACCACCGCCCGUGACAGCACCUCUCAGCGCGACUCCCUGGGACCCCUGACCCUCUUGCUCGUGACUCUGGUCGUCGCCCGAGGGGUUUAUCUCUGGCUUCUCAACCUUGUGUUCAUCUUCUACCUGUUCUCUACCGCCCGCGCCCUCCACAAGUACUUGAAUCAGCAGGGCCCGAAUCAUGAUCAACAGCCGAUAGAGAGGUGGCCAACUUUGGAUGACUUUGGUAAAACAAAGACCGCUGAUAUUGAACGCACCCCUACAGCGAUCAACCCCCGCCUCACAGACAGGAUGGACAGCACGGACUCCAGGUACCCAGAGUAUUCCGCCAUGUCCCGCUGGCCAGCGCUGAACGGGGAGCCAGAGACCAUGAGGGAGUCCCGUAGAGACAGCCACAGAGAAGGGAACCACCGCGAGAGAAGGCCGAGAUCAAUGAGGGAGCCGAGUUUCAGGAGACAAGAUGGUAUAGACAACCCAGCCUACGACACUAGCGACAUCUACUACCUACGACUCCAGAGUGACAGAGACUACGACCGUAGAGACUCUAGAAGAGAUUCCCGAGAGCACGCGAGGUCCAAGAGGGAGGUUGUGGGAGAAUCAACGUCUGGGCAGUACAAAACAACAAUCCCUCCUCCUCCAGUCAGCCCUUCGUUUACCCCAGGAUAUGACGAGGAGAAUGGCAUAAUCAUACCUCCCAUAGACUACCUAGAUCCACCCGAGGAACAACCGGGAAGUCGUCCUCUAACCCUCCAAGAGGCAAUCCGAGAUAAGACUCUGAGACUGAAGAAAGUCCCGGAGGAGUUGAAGAGAGGUAUACAAAUGUAAAACUUUGAUUCCUAAGCGAAAAAAUGUGAUAAGUAUAAAUUGAAUGUUCAUGGGUUGAUAUUAUUAUCAAGUCAAAUCCAGCUCGAUUACUGUUUUUACAUGUAACAGUUUUCAAUUUGUUUGAAUGGAUUUUAAGAUGAUUGUUAGUUUUAUGUAUUCUCUUUGGAAAUUAAAUACAUUUAUUUUUC